Eleginops maclovinus (Patagonian blennie) is the source of this 5347-nucleotide messenger RNA. RefSeq names its product large neutral amino acids transporter small subunit 4-like. Gene Ontology annotation, molecular function: neutral L-amino acid transmembrane transporter activity; L-amino acid transmembrane transporter activity. Bases 212 to 1939 code for a protein of 575 amino acids. The record is from RefSeq and is a predicted model, not a curated record. NCBI's taxonomy places the organism in Eukaryota, Metazoa, Chordata, Actinopteri, Perciformes, Eleginopidae. Gene Ontology annotation, biological process: transmembrane transport; neutral amino acid transport. The transcript has 15 exons.
AAACAGUGAUUCAAAGAGAGACAAACACCCGUCCUGCUUCCAUCCCCUCCUCUGACCCGGGUCUGGUUCUGUCGUCGAGGGACAUUUUGAGGUGGAUUUUGACUGAGAAGAAGGAGCUUCAUUUGUCCCUGGUUCCAGGCUGCAGCCUCCCCCCCUUCCUCUCUCCCAGUAAGGCUCAGUAACCCCACCCCCCCACCCCUCCAUCCUCAUCAUGGCGCCCUCCCUGGCCACGGCGUUCGCCCGCCGCUGGUGGAUGGCGGUGACGGCGGUGAUUGAGAACCUGCUGUUCUCCGCCGUGCUGCUGGGCUGGGGCUCGCUGCUCAUCAUGCUCAAAUCGGAGGGCUUCUACUCGUACCUGUGCAAGAAACCAGAAAACAGCUCCAGCCUCAACAUCUCCAACAUCUCCUUCUCUGCGUCGUCGGACACCGAGGAAUACCUGGAGAUGAACGGCUGGCAGAUCUGUAAAGACCAGGACGAGAUGUUGAACCUGGCCUUCACCGUGGGCUCCUUCCUGCUGUCCGCCAUCACCCUGCCCAUGGGCAUAGUCAUGGACAAGUACGGUCCAAGGAAGCUACGUCUCCUGGGCAGUGCCUGCUUUGCCUUCUCCUGCCUCCUCAUCGCCUACGGUGCCAAUGACCCCAACAAUCUCUCCAUCCUCAUCUUCUUCGCUCUGGCGUUGAACGGCUUUGGAGGCAUGUGCAUGACCUUCACCUCGCUCACACUCCCCAGCAUGUUUGGAGACCUGAGGUCGACCUUCAUCGCUCUGAUGAUCGGAUCCUACGCCUCCUCCGCCGUCACCUUCCCCGGCAUCAAGGUGAUCUACGAUCUGGGCGCCACCUUCAUCAUCAUCCUGCUGGUCUGGGCUGCCUGCGCCUGCCUCGUCUUCCUCAACUGCUUCGUCAACUGGCCUCUGGAGCCCUUCCCCGGCCCCGAGGACAUGGACUACACGGUUAAGAUCAAGUUCAGCUGGCUGGGCUUCGACCACAAGAUCACGGGGAAGCAGUUUUACCGGCAGGUGACGACGGUGGGCCGCCGCCUCAGCGUGGGAAACUCCAUGAAGCAGCAGCAGCCCAACAAGGACCUGGCGACGCAGGAGGCCAACAAACUGUGCCUGUCCACCGUCGACCUGGAGGUCAAGUGCAAGGACCAGGAGCAGACUCAGUCCUUCAUGAAGAGUAUCUUCAGCCCCAUCUUCAUGCUGAGCCUCAUCACCAUGUGUGUGACACAGCUUCGCCUCAUCUUCUACAUGGGAGCCAUGAACACCAUCCUGGAGUCUCUGACGGAGGGAGACCUCAGCACAGUGGAGAAGAUGCAAGUGGUGAGCGUCUACACCUCGAUCUUCGGCGUCCUGCAGCUCCUGUGUCUGAUCACCUCUCCUGUGAUCGGCUACGUGAUGGACUGGAAGCUCAAAGACUGUGAGGACGACAAGGACAAGGUCACCCCGAGGGAGCCGGGUCAGCCUCGGCGCCCCGACAAACAGAUCCAGAAGAUCAUUAAUGCCACCCGAGCUUUCGUCUUCACCAACCUGCUGCUGGUCGGCUUCGGAGCCAGCUGCCUCGUGCGCAACCUGCCGCUGCAGAUCCUCUCCUUUAUCUUGCACACGAUCGUCCGAGGGUUCAUCCACUCUGCAGUCGGAGGCCUGUACGCUGCUGUGUACCCGUCCUCUCAGUUCGGCAGCCUGACGGGGAUGCAGUCUCUGAUCAGCGCUCUGUUCGCCCUCCUGCAGCAGCCCCUCUUCAUGGCCAUGGUCGGACCGCUGGAGGGAGACCCACUCUGGGUGAACGUGGGCCUGCUGGCGGUCAGCAUGCUGGGGUUCUGCCUCCCGCUCUACCUGCUGUGCCACAGCCGGACGCUGCAGCGCCUCCGGGACGAGCGCCUGGACGACCCCAAGAUCUACGUCAAGGCCAACGAGGACAGCAAGCCCGAGGCCUUCGUCUGAACUGGGGGGGAGGAGGAGAGAGAGGACGAGUUACACCCAAAUACAGAAGAGAGGGGGGAGAGAGAGAGAGAGAGAAGGGGGAGGGAGGUAACCUCAGAAGAAGACUCACAAAUCCCUCACUUUUCCUCCUACUUUCACUCUCACCCUUUCACUGCCAAUAAGGAUUGGUCGACUCUCUGUGUCUCCCCCUCUCUGAUGCUGGUGACUGAGACACCGGACACACACACACACACACACACACACACACACACACACACACACACACACACACACACACACACACACACACACACACACACACACACCUUUCUACCCAAAAAAAGAAGAAGAAGUUGAAGAAGACGAAGGAGAAGCCGAUGGAAUCGGGAUAUGGAAGAGCAAUUCGUUUUUUUGAAUUGCAUUUCCUUUGGGACACACACACACACACACACACACACACACACACACACACACACACACACACACACACACACACACACACACGGACUCCCUCGACUGGUUUAACCUCUGACAGAAACAAACACAGAAGAAGAAGACGACAGCCAAUGGAAACAAAGAUUCUGAAGAACAGCAAUGUGUUUUGAGGACUUGCACAUCCAUUGGGAGACACACACACACACACACACACACAUGCACACACUCACUCCCGCGUUUGCAUCACUCUGGGAUGGUCGACUGGUUUAACCUGCCAAAAAAAACCACAGAAGAAGAAGAUUUCAACCAAUGUGAAACCACGAUGAGGAGAUUUUGGAGAAGAAAAAUGUGCGUGUGCUUUUAAAUUCACCUCACAGACACUGACGACCUCUUGUCUUCGUGUCUAAGACUCACAUGUCCUCUGACACACACACACACACACACACACACACACACACACACACACACACACACACACACACACACACACACACAAUGUGUAGGGCAUUAAUAGCUGGCAGUAUUGGUAGCCGUUCAGGUUGAAACACACAGAAACGUUAUGGUAGAAAACUGUGUGAGAUGAUCGACACUGCAUGAUGUCAGAGAGAGAGCUGCCCCCCCAUCAGGGACGUGCAUACACUGUCGCCUCUGCAGGACACAGAGAACUGUUUAAAAAAAAAAAAAUGUCAGUGGAAAACUUUAAGAGCAUUUUUAAAUAAAUGCAUUUUAAAAAAUAAGGAAAAAUGAUCUAAAAAUACAGAAAAAAACAAACAGAUUUUUUAGAUUUGAGAUGCAUUCAUGUUGACUUGUGGUGAGUUCAAGUGCAUGCUGUAAAAUCGGCGCACAUCCACUCGGUGCACGUCCCUGACUUUAUUACCUUUCACUCAGUGCAGGAACUCUACUUUUUUAACGUGUGCUUUUUCGUUUCACUUGUGAUUUGUGUGAAAUUGUUUUUCUCAAACGUAUUUUCCUGCAAUAUGAUCGCUGAUAUCGAGUCUUUGCUCCCCAUGUACAUGAUGUUGGCGGUGGGUGUGAGGAUAUAGAGUAGGUAGACACAGAUAUUAGACGUGGGGUGUGUUUUUAAAGUGUGUUUUCCACCUGCUACACACACACACACACACACACUCACACGUCGUUCGUUGUAGCAAUAAGUGCUUCUGUGAGGUGCUGGGCAUCCUAUCACACAGGUAUAUGUCAAUCAAAAGGUGCUAAUUGAAUCCAUCGUUAGUGCAGUUUUGCUUUAUCCAAUUAACUACAUGACUAUUGUCCAAUGACGCAGAGGAUCAGGUUACAGUUUCAGAUAAUUAACUUUGCACUUUGAUGUUUGGGGCGUAAUCUGCCCGGCAACACAAAGUGCAAACCACAGCAUCAUGCCUAAAAGACUUGAAUUUUUAGAAUGGACAGUAUAUGGAGGUUUUCCUGAAGGUAGCAGGCUGAUGACAUCCUGAAGAGCUUCUGAGGAAAUGAUAUUGUAACGAGACUUUGAGAAAAAAACACCCCAAAAAAGUUGGAUUUAAGAGGAGUUCUGUUGUUUUUUUGCGAGUAAAUUCAAUCAAAUUCUCUUCCCUCUUCUCUAAUAAUUAGUAAAACAUAAACCUUAAAGCCUCUACAAUAUUCAUUCGUCAGGGAGAAGAGGAGUGUAUUAAAAGUUCCUAAAAAUAGCGGUGACCCUUAAAAUCCUGCUCAAAAUUCAUCCAAAUUGCUCCAUUUUCACAAUCUGUUACUUCCCUUAAUUGGGAUCAUUGCUGAAGGGGUUGUCAGACAGAUAGAAAAGAGGUCUUUUAGAGGAAAAGGGUUGUAGUGAUUGAUCCAGAGAGAUCAUAUAAGGCAUAACCUCAGUUUUCUUCAGCCUGCUGCCCCUCAGAUGACUUCCUGCCGCAGUAACUCACAGAGGCACUUCCAAAGAUGGCAGUGACCCUCAGAGUGCCUCUCUUCAGUUCCUGUCUACAUUGAAAACGUGAUUACACUGAUAGGGUAUUCUUUGGAUGAACUUGAAUGCACACACAGAAAGUAUCUCCACUCCACCUUGAGCAAUUCUUACAAAUGAAACGACCCAAUUAACUUCAAUUGGACGAACAGAAUUGCUUAUGUGAAAGAAAGCCUUUCAAUGUUGUGUUAAUGCUUCCUGUGUUUCAUUCAGCUUCAUCCAGAGAGUUAUUUUGGAGUGAAGACAGGGGUGGAUCCAUGUUCCCUCCCCUCCCCCCUCCCCCGAGCUGAGAGACCAGCCUCUGAAUGACUUCAGGUGCUCUCCGUGAAUGAUUAGAAACAAAUGGCACACGAUGCACUUUACACCCCGAGAUAUGGACCUCAGUCCCGAUGCAAAGAAUGUAAACUCCAGACUCAGAACGUAGACGGACGGAAAGAUAUUUUUUUAUAUAUUCACAGAUUUUAAACCUGUUACUAUUAUAUCGCCUUUAAGUGCACGGAGGGUCUCGGAGGUGUGUCUCUCAGCUCACUAUGACCCUCGUUGUCAUCGGAUAUAUUCAUCUUUAUUAAAGUGCAUGACCGUGAGGAGAGAGAACUGUAAGGUGUGAAACGGGCGGGGAUUAUUCACACGUGUUUGUUGGAAAGUUUGGACGUAGAAAGGAAAUGUAAGGAAGCCCAAAAGUGCCAUUUUUCAAGCUGUGUUUGAGUAUAAAAGAUAUGUCUUGAGAUGAUUUGACUUACUUAUACUUAAUUCAUCCUUUAUGUUAAAAUAAAUAAUUGUUUUGAGCAAAGAUAAGAGGAUUUUCUGGGCUGCGGCUGCAAGGUGCGGUCAUUUUCAAGAUGACAAAAUGAAUUUAGAAUCAAAAGAAAAACACUUCAUGAGUUAAACUGCAUAGUCUUUGUAUUUAUCGACUAAAUACAACCUUUCUAAUUUGAAAAGAGACAGAAAUAUCUUCAUAUUUUGAGAAAAAACUAAAAAAGAUGACUCGUUAAAAAUGACCGUUGUGGGCUUCCGUACUUUUUCAUUUCAACUGUUGGUAUAGGAAAUAAAAGGUGUUCUAUAUAAUG